UCGCCAGGAGAAAAAAACGACGAUUUGCCACAUGACCGCCGAUGGAGGACGCGAAUACCAGAGCCUACAGAAACCCGCGGGCCGCCACGCGGAGGAUCCCUCCGUGGAUUCCCCACUGAAGCAAUCUUGCCAUGCUGCCGGCCUCGCCGCACCUUUUCUUCCCUUCCCCGAUUUGAGCCCCCACCCCACCGACCGUGCGUGCCUUCCUCACCUCGCCUUCGCCUCGCCUCGCCCACCAGACCAGACCGCCGCCGCGGCAGAGAUUCCCCCAACCCCCAGAUUUCCCUCCGAGCUAGUGCCUCCCGCCGCGAUGGAGCUGGCGAACCACGACCUGGCGGCGCUGGGCGCGGCGGACCUCAUCCGCGUCUCCGCCUCGAUCCCGCGCGCCGCGCCGCGCACCUUCGCGCUGCUCACCGCCUGCCUCGUCUUCCCGCUCUCCUUCGCCGUGCUCGCCCACUCCCUCUUCACCCACCCCAUCCUCGUCCGCAUCCACACCUCCGGCCACACCCUCGACUCCCACCAGUGGCUCGCCCUCUUCGCCUACCAGUUCGUCUACGCCAUCCUGCUCUUCAUCUUCUCCCUCCUCUCCACCGCCGCCGCCGUCUUCACCGUCGCCUCCCUCUACGCCGCCAAGCCCGCCUCCAUCUCCUCCUCCCUCGCCGCCCUGCCGCCCAUCCUCCCCCGCCUCCUCCGCACCUUCCUCUGGGUCUCCCUCGUCAUGGUCGCCUACAACUUCGCCUUUGUCCUCACCGUCUUCCUUCUCAUCCUCUUCUUGGCCCCCUCGCCCGCCACCUCCCCGCCCUCACUCUCCUUCGUGCUCCUCCUCCUCCUCAUCGUCUUCGUCUUCCUCGCCAUCCACGUCUACAUCUCCGCGCUAUGGCACCUCGCCAGCGUCAUCACCGUGCUCGAGCCGCUCUGCGGCCUCGCUGCCAUGUCAAAAAGCAAGCAACUUCUUCAAGGCCGCACCCGCCUCGCCGCCGUGCUCGUUUUCUCCUACUUUGCCGUCUGCGGCGUUACCGCCGGACUCUUCCGUGCCGCCGUUGUCAAGGGACGAGGCGAGGAGGGGAGCCUAGGCCUCAGCAUGCCUGGCCGGGUGCUUGCCGGCGCUGUGCUAGUCUCUGUUUUCGUCUGUGUCAAUUUGUUGGGGCUGCUCGUGCAGAGCGUCUUCUACUACGCCUGCAAGGCCUUCCACAACCAGCAGAUUGACAGGACCGCGCUCUACGAGCACCUUGGUGGUUACCUUGGCGAGUAUGUGCCCCUCAAGAGCAAUAUUCAGAUGGAGAACCUGUGAGAUUGUGGGGAGGGUAAGCUACUCGUUUGUUUGCUCCAUAAUUAGCUGUGUUGUUGAAUCCUGCUUGCUCUAAAGAGGGGUGAGGUGCUAGCAUGUUAGUAGAAUUUAUUUAGUUCUCUUUUUGUCUAGUUUGCUCUAAGCAUGAGUUCUGUUGUAAUCUGUAAUUAAUAAUGCACAUCAUGGACCAAUCUGUGGUAUGAAACAUAGAUGCAUAAAGAAAUUAUUUUUCUUUUGCAAAAUCAUGUUCAUCUUUACUUUA
This is a messenger RNA of Brachypodium distachyon (stiff brome), 1550 nucleotides long. RefSeq lists its product as uncharacterized. The record is from RefSeq and is a predicted model, not a curated record. Lineage: Eukaryota; Viridiplantae; Streptophyta; Magnoliopsida; Poales; Poaceae. The transcript has a single exon. Bases 32 to 1291 code for a protein of 419 amino acids.